AUGGCGCCCCUGCCCCUGUGGCUGCUGUGGCUGCUGCUCCCGCUCGGCCCGCGGGCCCAGAAGCUGCCCACGCGCAACGAGGAGCUCUUCCAGAUGCAGGUCCGCGACAAGGCCUUCUUCCACGACUCCUCGGUGCUCCCGGACGGAGCUGAGAUCAGCAGCUACCUCUUCCGAGACACGCCUAAGAGGUACUUCUUUGUGGUGGAAGAGGACAACACCCCGCUGUCCGUGACCGUGACCCCCUGCGACACCCCCCUGGAGUGGCGGCUGAGUCUGCAGGAGCUGCCGGAGGAGGCCAGCGGGCAGGGCUCAGGCGAGCAGGAGCCGGAGCCGCUGGAGCAGCAGAGGCCGCAGGCCACGCACGAGACGGGGGCCGAGCUGCUGUCCUACCAAGGCAACGACGUGGAGUCCUUCGUGUCGGCCGGCGCCCCCUCGGGGCUGUACCGGCUGGAGCUGCUGUCCACGGAGAAGGACGCGCACUUCCGAGUCUACGCCACCACCACGCCCGCGUCCGACCACUCGCGGCCCCAGGCCGACAUCCAGAAGGUGUGCAUAGGAAACAAGAACAUCUUCACCGUGUCGGACCUGAAGCCCGACACGCAGUACUACUUCGACGUGUUCGUGGCCAACGGCCGCAGCAACAUGAGCACGGCCUACGUGGGCACCUUCGCCAGGACCAGGGAGGAGGCCGCGCAGAAGACGCUGGAGCUGAAGGACAGGAAGGUGACCGAGGUGUUCGUGAAGAGGAAGGGGGCCAAGCUGCUGCGGUUCGCCCCCGUGUCCUCCCACCAGAAGGUCGCCUUCUUCGUCCACUCCUGCCUGGACGCCGUGCGGGUCCAGGUGCGCCUAGACGGGAAGCUGGUUCUGUCCCAGAGCGUGGAGGGCGUGCGGCAGUUCCUGCUCCGGGGGCGGCCCAAGGCCAAGUACCUCCUCCGGCUGAAGGGGAGCAGGAAGGGGGCGUCGCUGCUCAAGGUCCUGGCGAGCACGCGGCCCGGCAAGCACGCCUUCCCGUCCCUCCCCGAGGACACGCGGAUCAAGGCCUUCGACAGGCUGCGCACCUGCUCGUCGGCCACCGUGGCCUGGCUGGGCACCCAGGAGAGGAGCAAGUUCUGCCUCUACAAGAAGGAGGUGGGCGACGCCUACAGCGAGGACCAGAGGAAGAGAGAGCAGAACCAGUGCCUGGGGCCGGACACGAGGGCGAAGUCGGAGAAGGUGCUCUGUAAGUACUUCCACAGCCGGAACCCACAGCGGGCGGUGACCACGGAGACCGUCCGCGGCCUCCAGCCGGGCAAGGCCUACCUGCUGGACGUGUACCUCGUGGGGCACGGGGGGCACUCCGUCAAGUACCAGAGCAAAGUCGUCAAAACCCGCAGGGUCUGCUAGUGACCUGGGUGCAGGCAUGUCACGUGGACCUGUCACGGGGCCUCCAAGAUGCGAGUGCCCGUGGCCGAGCGCGAGGGAGGGGUGUCCACGGGCGUCCGUGGAUGCUGGCGUCCCCUCGAGAGGGGAGACUGGUCCUUGCACGCCCAGGGUGCCUGGUGUGCGACGUCACAGACAGACCCCCGCAGGAGCCGCCAUCCCCGCUCUGACCACUGCAUGAACUGCUUCUAAAUUAUUUUAUUACCUGAAAGUUUAAAAGAUGCCACUCAUUGCACACAUACCCCCAAAUGCAAACCAGUCCUCUCGAUAGAUGCUAGGAUAUAUCGAUAUAAAUUAUUUUAUAAAGUCUUGUCUUAAAUGUCAGUGUGUCUAUGAUCGUAAGCUAUUCAAGUCUCCUGUUAAAGCGCAGAUCGGAUCUACGUCCUUGAUGUGGACGGCGCUCUGGUCAGUUGUACGGUAAAUGCUUAUCUGUCGCGUGGAAUGUUCAAAUGCUGUAUGUCUCUCCUGUGCGGAGUUGACACGUUGUAUCCAUGUACAUAACAUUAAAGAUAUUAGAGUCUAUUCUGCUCAUUUUCCCAAGCA
Messenger RNA from Myotis brandtii (Brandt's bat), 1962 nucleotides. RefSeq names its product neuron-derived neurotrophic factor (gene NDNF). The transcript has 4 exons. The coding region runs from base 1 to 1383 and encodes 460 amino acids. Lineage: Eukaryota; Metazoa; Chordata; Mammalia; Chiroptera; Vespertilionidae. Gene Ontology annotation, biological process: extracellular matrix organization. The record is from RefSeq and is a predicted model, not a curated record. Gene Ontology annotation, molecular function: protein binding.